CUCGUCAUUACUUCUAUCCAUAUAAUCCUACUCUAUGCUUCUAUCUAUCAUUUCACAUUGACACAUUCACUUGGAUUUGUUCAUCGAAGAAACACUUACAAGUUACUACUUUGAGAAAUGGCGGCAAACACACCUUGGUGGAUACAAAUGGAAAAUGUUGCAGUGCUGUUGGAAAGACAGCCAACAUUUAUCAUUUCUCAGGCGGUGUUCCUAGCAGCUGGGAUCAUAACACUUCGGCACGCAUUCCAAAAAGGUGGCCGCUGGCCGUACUUCUGGCUGGGAACAGUACUGCACGGUCUGUACGCAUAUAACUUCUGGCACUUUGUAUUGCCAGAAUACGACAAUUUCUGGCACUCGCAAACGCCGAUAAUGUUUUUGGGCGGACGACUACCCCUGCACAUUAUAUGUCUAUAUCCCGCGUUUAUUUACCAGGCCGCUUUCGCAGUCAGCAGGUUAGAUUUGCCGGCAUACGCUGAACCGUUCGCGGUGGGUCUACUAACCGUGCUCAUCGACAUACCAUAUGACAUCGUAGCCGUCAAGUUCGUGCAUUGGACCUGGCAUGACACCGAUCCUAAUAUCUUUGACCGACACUACUGGGUGCCGUGGAACUCGUAUUACUUCCAUGCAUCUUUCACUGCAAGUUUUGUCUACUUUUUCAACGCGAGUAGAACAUGGUUUAAGCCUCGUUUUCCUCAGAGGCAAUCUCCUUUGGUACCUGUGGAGUGGAUGUCUUUGAUGAUUGCGACGGUGUUCGGCAUGCCGGGUGGCGUUAUGCUCUUCGUUCCAAUUUAUCAUAUUUUACACGACGCGCUCGAGAUUCACGCUGAAGUAACGUUUUUCCUGCUGUUUUCAAUUUUCGCUGCUUUCACCAUGUACGGUAUUCUCUCGGAACGUGAUGAAUGUACUAAAAAGCUUACAACCCUCGACUACGUACUGAUUAUACAGCUGGCAGUUCAUUAUUUAAUCUACUGGAUAUUUGUGGUGUUUUUCGACCCGGCAAAGGAAAUCUCGGUGGGUCUACACGAACCCGUUGGACCAUGCAAUGAAACAAUCCCUCUCAUAACGCCCUUCGGAAAGACACUCUACAAAAGGAAAUAUUUCUGCCCUCAUGACUAUGACGAAGGAUAUUUCGACUUUCAUUGCGCCAAUAAACCAUUUAAUGAUGACAUUUGGUAUACGAUUUGCGGUACUCCGUUCCAUAACCGGGCGGAGUACAUUGCGGUGUUAACAAGCAUUCUCAUCGUAGCAGCGGGAGUUUUUCGCGGCAUCUAUUUUGCGAUCCCAAUUCCAAAGCCAGUUGCUCGAAAAUUGAAAUAUAAAUAGUGUUAUUUUUAAGUUCAUGCCUAUAUUAUUUCUGAUCGUUAUGUUUUAUAGGUAUACAUUGCGGUGCUAACGAGCAUUCUCAUCGUAGCAACGAGAGUUUUCCGCGGCAUCUAUUUUGCGAUCCCAUUCCAAAUUCAGUUGCUCGAAAAUUGAAAUUUUAAUAGUGUUACUUUAUUUUUAAGUUUAUGCCUCUAUUAUUUCUGACCGUUAUGUUAUAUAGGUAUACAUUGCGGUACUAACAAGCAUUCUCAUCGUAGCAACGGGAGUUUUCCACGGCAUCUAUUUUGCGAUCCCAAUUCCAAAACCAGUUGCUCGAAAAUUGAAAUUUUAAUAGUGUUACUUUAUUUUUAAGUUUAUGCCUAUAUUAUUUCUGAUCGUUAUGUUAUCUGAGUAUAUAGAUAUACAUUGCGGUGCUAACAAGCAUUCUCAUCGUGGCAGCGGGAGUUUUCCGCGGCAUCUAUUUUGCGAUCCCAUUCCAAAUUCAGUUGCUCGAAAAUUAAAAUUUUAAUAGUGUUACUUUAUUUUUAAGUUUAUGCCUUUGUGAUCGUUAUGUUAUAUAGGUAUACGCCAUUGCGGUGCUAACGAGCAUUCUCAUCGUAGCAGCGGGAGUUUUCCAUGGCAUCUAUUUUGCGAUCCCAAUUCCAAAACCAGUUGUUCGAAAAUUGAAAUUUUAAUAGUGUUACUUUAUUUUUAAGUUUAUGCCUCUAUUAUUUCGGAUCAUGAUGUUAUAUAGGUAUACAUUGCGGUGCUAACAAGCAUUCUCAUCGUAGCCACAGAGGAGAAAAACGGAACAGAGUCAAAGCUUCUAAGAAGCUGUCAAGAUUUAUACCUAUUUUGGUAGGGUUGGCACAGGAGAAUACAAUUUAAUAAACAAUAGUUAUUUGUUCAACAAGAUGGCAAAGUGUGUUUU
Maniola jurtina (meadow brown) is the source of this 2233-nucleotide messenger RNA. RefSeq lists its product as uncharacterized. Lineage: Eukaryota; Metazoa; Arthropoda; Insecta; Lepidoptera; Nymphalidae. The record is from RefSeq and is a predicted model, not a curated record. The coding region runs from base 118 to 1323 and encodes 401 amino acids. The transcript is spliced from 8 exons.